Eremomyces bilateralis CBS 781.70 is the source of this 719-nucleotide messenger RNA. RefSeq names its product DNA-directed RNA polymerase I polypeptide. The transcript has 3 exons. Lineage: Eukaryota; Fungi; Ascomycota; Dothideomycetes; Eremomycetales; Eremomycetaceae. Gene Ontology annotation, cellular component: RNA polymerase I complex. Gene Ontology annotation, molecular function: zinc ion binding; nucleic acid binding; DNA-directed RNA polymerase activity. Gene Ontology annotation, biological process: DNA-templated transcription; termination of RNA polymerase I transcription. Bases 202 to 573 code for a protein of 123 amino acids. The record is from RefSeq and is a predicted model, not a curated record.
CCAUGAUUUAGCUCGUCACGCAGGGGCGCCCGGCACACAGGGAGGGAGGUUACUUAUGAUUUAGUGUACCCGUAUUUGGUAUAGCGCAUUACUAUUUUUAAGUUUAAAGUUCCCCCCGAACUCUCCUCACUUCGAAAGCGGUAGCCGCUAAUUUGAUCAUCGUGAUGCUUAAAUCCCACAUAUCCAUCUGAACCAUCAACCAUGGCACUGGUCGGUACCGUCCUCUUUUGUACUAGCUGUGGAAGUCUCCUGAAUCGGAUACCUCCCGAGAAACCGACCAUCACUUGUGAUGUUUGCAAAAGCUGCAAUAAAAACAAGUGGCUCACGUCCGUUACGACUAGAUCCAGACCUGAUGCUUUCCCGUCAGUUCUUCUGCAAAAGCGUAGUGGUGCGGUCAAUCAGACGAUGAAGUCAGAAGAUGCAGAGACGUGGCCAUCGACCACUCAAUCAUGCCCCUCCUGUGAGAAUCCGACUAUGUUGUUCAAGGACGUGCAACUGCGCGGCGCAGACGAAGGGUCUACAAUCUUUUAUCGCUGUCCCAAAUGCAAUUACAGAUUCAAUACCAAUAAUUGAUGUCGGCCUUGGUGUUGGAGCAGCAGCAGCUGGAUGAGUUACCGUCGCGACCUUGACCUGAUAGACGGAUAAGCAUUUGCCGCCCAGAUGAGCUGGUCGCCGGUUGUGUACUAAUUCAACCAUUCCGUGGAAUUUCCGUUCAUACU